Messenger RNA from Anastrepha ludens (Mexican fruit fly), 1098 nucleotides. RefSeq lists its product as uncharacterized. The transcript has a single exon. The record is from RefSeq and is a predicted model, not a curated record. The coding region runs from base 1 to 1098 and encodes 365 amino acids. Lineage: Eukaryota; Metazoa; Arthropoda; Insecta; Diptera; Tephritidae.
AUGCCUAAAAAGCUUGAUGAAGAAGCCAUUCCUAAUAUUUUCGAAUCACCUAAUGAGGAUGACGACUUUUUAAACGGUAGCAGUGAUAAUUAUGAGCCUUCUUAUAGUGAGGUGUCAUCUGCUGAUGAAAUAGAUAUGGAUGAUAAUAAUGAGGAGGAUGCAGAAACACGUUCUACAGCUGAUUCUGUAAAUAUUGCCACUAUAUGGUCUUCUCCCCGUGCGGAGUUUGUAGCAAUAAAAACAAUAACUAGCUAUCGACUUCCCGAUAUUGCUUAUAGCUUUGAGAGGACUGACAAUCCUUACAAUAUAUUUAAGAAAGCUUGCCCUGCAAGCCUUUUUAUGCGUAUUAUCCAGUGCACGAACGAACAUAUUGAGAUAAUGCGAAACUCAAAACCAGCGUACAAAAAUAUAAAGCUAACAGAUAUUGGAGAAAUUAGAAUCGCUAUUGGUUGCAUGAUAAUUAUGUCAUAUAACCAUUUGCCAUCUGUAAGACACUAUUGGUCAAAACAUAAUUCUAUGGGAAACGAUGGAGUAAAAUCGGCUAUAACGCGGGAUAGAUUUCAGUUACUAUCAUCGAAAAUGUACUUUGCUUCACCUGAAAAGCCCGAGACAGCAUCCAAAAUUUAUUACGUGGAGGAUAUGGUUGAGUGCCUAAAGUCUCGAUUCGCAAGUGCAUGGAACGAAAGUGCUUACCAAAGUAUCGUUGAAACCAUGACGAAAUUCAAGGGACGCUCCUCUAUGAAACAAUACUUACAAUUGAAGUCCACUAAACGUGGUAUCAAAAUGUGGCUCAGAUGUGAUGCUCUUACUGGCUAUACUUACGAUUUUACUAUCUAUUGUGGGAGAGAAGAUGGAAAUGUCGAAGGAACUAUAGGCGAGCGCGUGGUAAAUCAGUUAGCUGCAACAAUUCGAGAAACGGAUGUGACUCUGUGUUUCGAUCGGUUCUUCACAAAUAUCAAUCUUCUAGAGCCUAUUAAUUACGCAGCGUUAGGAACUAUUAUGUCGAAUCGCAAAAAAUUGUCAGUCAUCAGCACAAAGCUAAACAGAGGUCAAUGCGUUUUCCGAGAAAGGAACACUAGUAUAAUGUAUGCUAAAUAG